GUUUCAGUAUGAAGGUGAAGCGCGUGAGAGGGGUGUGUGUGUGUGUGUGUGUCUAUGUGUGUGUGUACGUGCCAUCAAACUCGUCUCUAUUGUGGUAUAUAAACAACACAGUCAGAGUGAUGCUGCAUCUACAACACAACUUCAGCAGGAAGCCUCACUGUAGCAGGUGAAAGAUGUUCGGAGGGUUUGUUCAAAUGCUCAAGAAAAGGAAGGAGUUAAUUCCUUUGAUUGGGUUUGUCGGUUGUGCAGCACUUGGAGCAGCGACAGCCUCGAUUUACUUCUUACUGACCAAACCGGAUGUCAUUUUAAACAAGACAAGCAAUCCGGAGCCUUGGGAGAUGCUCGAUCCAUCAAAACCACAGAAGCUGAUAACGAUUAACCAGCAGUGGAAGCCGGUGGAGGAGCUGGAGCUGGUGAAGAAACUGACCAAAUGAUGAUUCACUUCUGUUCUCUGAUGCUACACACUGUAAACCUGCACUGUACAAAUCACUCAAAACUUGAAUAAAUUAACGACAAGA
Messenger RNA from Ctenopharyngodon idella (grass carp), 518 nucleotides. It is a transcript of the gene coxfa4l3, whose product is annotated as chromosome 18 C15orf48 homolog. The coding region runs from base 174 to 434 and encodes 86 amino acids. The record is from RefSeq and is a predicted model, not a curated record. The transcript has 5 exons. NCBI's taxonomy places the organism in Eukaryota, Metazoa, Chordata, Actinopteri, Cypriniformes, Xenocyprididae.